AUUCCAAUUCCAAACUGUAUAUUUUGCCAUGACGGGCCGAGAGUCGAAUCGCAUUAAGGAUGCAGAGAAGAAACGUGUGCUGGAUGCUGCCGCUCGGCAGAGGCGCGCCCGCAAAGCGCUCGAAGCACUGGAGCAGGAUAAUUUCCACGAUGACCCACACGCCGAUCUGGUCAUGUCCAAGAAGUUACCUAAAUUCCAGGACAGUGUCAAGAACGCCAAGGAGAAGAAGGGCAAGCGUAAGGGAGCCGAAUACUUCAGGGCCAAAUACCGCAAAAACUUUCAGCAGCUCCUCGAGGAGGACAAACAAAAGCCCAAUUAUGAGAGUGCAGCAGCGCCGGCUCCCAAUAAGCCAGUGCGCCACUUCUGUGCGGUCUGCGGAAACUUCUCGCAAUAUUCUUGCACAGCCUGUGGGACGCGCUACUGCCGGGUGAAGUGUCUGCGCACGCACCAGGACACUCGCUGUCUCAAGUGGACCGCAUAAAACACCAAGUGGUUGUAAUAUUAGCACCGUACCUAAACUAUUGCUAGUAUAGAUUGUAGAUAUAAACAUUGUACAUGGAAAAAUAGUCACAGUUCCCAUUAAAUCUAAGGAACCUAUGUUCCAGCGGCCGGUCUCUAUUAAUUUUGAA
Drosophila guanche is the source of this 629-nucleotide messenger RNA. RefSeq names its product zinc finger HIT domain-containing protein 1. Gene Ontology annotation, molecular function: nucleosome binding. The record is from RefSeq and is a predicted model, not a curated record. The transcript has a single exon. Gene Ontology annotation, cellular component: Swr1 complex. Gene Ontology annotation, biological process: chromatin remodeling. Bases 29 to 481 code for a protein of 150 amino acids. Lineage: Eukaryota; Metazoa; Arthropoda; Insecta; Diptera; Drosophilidae.